GUAGGACGGUGCUGUUUAGAUGUAAUAAGGUUUCGCUUGCUUUUUUAUUAUUUUAUAUUGAAAUGAAAAAUAAUUAAAAUAGUACUAUGGGUGUCAUAUACUGUGCGUGAAAUUAAUACAGUGUUUUCUUAUUAUCAAGUUAUUUGGACUUAAGUUUUAAUCAUGUUCGCGAAUCUUAUUUUUAAUUGGCGAUGCUGGUGCUUGAUAGUAUGUUCAAUAUCGUUGUCAGCAGCAUAUCGUAAUCCGUAUUUCCGUCGAUCACCAAACAUCCUUUUCUUUAUGGUCGACGAUAUGGGAUGGCGGGAUUUAUCAUUGCACGGCUCGAAUCAGAUACUUACGCCGAACCUCGACCGUAUGGCUUACCAGAGCGUAGUACUGCAGAGUUACUAUAGCGAAGCCAUAUGCACGCCUGCGCGCACUGCCCUACUCACAGGAGUCUAUCCUAGUAAACUCGGAAUGCACGGCAUGCCGUUGUAUAACUCCGAAGAUAGAGGCAUUCCGCUGACGGAGAGGCUUUUGCCCUCCUACCUGAAGGAGCUGGGCUAUGCGACGCAUUUGGUUGGAAAAUGGCAUGUGGGUAUGUCGAAAAAAGAAUAUCUACCCACGUCUAGAGGAUAUGAUUCUCACUACGGAAUGAGAGGCGGAUUCAUCGAUUAUUACACUUACAAUAAAGUAGAAACUUGGCCUAACGGACGUUUACUGUUUGGCUUAGAUCUUUUUAACAACGACAAACCGCAGGAGGAAGAGCAACGUUAUAUCGUAGAUGCACUCACAGACAGGGCUGUUAACGUGAUCAGACGGCACAACUCAUCGAGUCCACUAUUCCUUCACAUCACACACAAUGCACCACACGCUGGCAAUGGAGGCGGCGCUCUCCAGCCCCCCUUGUAUUCCUCAAUCAAACAUAGACACAUUGCUAAUUCCGAUCGGCGUCUAUAUGCAGAAAUAGUCUCACACAUUGAUCAAAGUUUUGGAGAAGUAGUGAGAGCUCUUUCAGAAAACGGUAUGCUAGAGGAUACCAUUAUUAUAUUCGCAUCAGAUAAUGGCGCCCCAACUAUAGGAGAAUUUUCGAAUUGGGGCAUUAAUUUACCUUUUAGAGGAAAGAAAAAUACUCCUUGGGAAGGAGCAGUGAGAGUGCCAGCUUUCAUUUGGCAUUCGUCGUUCACACCUACGGUAUGGAAUGGUCUUAUGCAUAUAACAGAUUGGCUUCCCACUUUACUGGCAGCAGCUGGAGGAAAAGUCGAUAAAAAGAUUGACGGCGUCAACCAAUGGGAAUCGAUCAUUCGAAAUUCAAAUUCUCAAAGAAAUGAGGUCUUAAUAGCCGUCGAAGACAGUAGUAGAAAUAUCUACGGUGCAUAUAGAUCAGGAGAUUACAAAAUUGUUAUUGGUAACGUAACUGGCGUAAGUAACGACUAUUAUGGAGAAGAGUUUUUAGCUAUUAAAGGAAAAGAGCCAGAAUAUUUACCAAGUUUAAGAUCUUGCGUAGUUUCAAGAAUAUUUGAUAGAAUGGGAAUAUAUAGACAAAAGGAGGAUAUAUUGGCAAUGAGAAGAGCUGCUACAAUAAAGGCACAGGGUCCGUUUACAAACGUAACUUUGUGCAUACCGACGCUGACCCGAGGAUGCCUUUACAAUGUUCGAGAAGAUCCAGGUGAAAGGAAUGAUUUAUGGCAGAGGGAAAACAGCAUCGCUACAAGACUGAUCAACAGGCUGAGAGAACUUUGGGCGAUGCAGCUGAGAAGGGGCCCGCCCGCUUUGAGUGCAGCCUCUGAUCCAGCUAAUUUUAAUUAUAUUUGGAUGCCGUGGAUUAAAAGUAACUGUACAACUGUAGCAACAACAUCCGAUUAUUCUAAUAAAAAUACUAUUUCUUAUAUAAGUUUAGAUGACGGGAAAAGAACUGAAGUUAAAAAUUUAACACUUUCAGCAGUAGUAAAUUGCGAGGGUACAACUAUACUUAAAAACUUUUUCUGUAUCUUAAGAAGUGUUUUCUAGUUCAAUUAUUUUAAGUUUUUGUUGAUUAGUACUGUAU
Messenger RNA from Papilio machaon (common yellow swallowtail), 2026 nucleotides. RefSeq names its product arylsulfatase B. Bases 163 to 1989 code for a protein of 608 amino acids. The transcript has 8 exons. Lineage: Eukaryota; Metazoa; Arthropoda; Insecta; Lepidoptera; Papilionidae. The record is from RefSeq and is a predicted model, not a curated record.